AGCAAUGUAGGUAGUUGUUCCGAGAUAAUGAGGGGGCUAUUUUACAAUUUUUUAUUGUUCAUGUUCAUUACCCAACGUGAAAUCCAAGCUAACACCUGUGGAUCCAAAAAAAUAAUGUGCAUAAACGAAACAAGUUAUAAGAGCUGCUCGACUUUUUUUGGUGUGGUGUUUACUAGUGGACAUGAUAUUAAAUGCGAUGAUGGCUACAUUUGUGAUGAAAACGAAGGGGAGCAGCCAUGCAUAAUCGAGGCAACUGUUAAACAAUUGGAAAAUGUAACUAUAAGCAAAAGAAGUGCUACUACGCAAACGCCUUUAACAUCGAAUGCUGAAUCAGCUAAUGAUAUAGCAGUUAUUGAGUUAGAUGUCGUACUGUCAAUUGUUGCAACGGUGGCAGAAUCCGACGUCUGUCCAGGACAUCCUACAUUGGCUCAAUGCUACGAUUGCGUUCAGGCUUUGAGGGAAUUUUAUCUAAGCAUAGAAGAAUGUGAAGAUUAUUCAUGCAACGCGGAAACCGCAACAGAUACAUCGAUUAAUUUCACCGCAACCACGACGACUCUUAAAACAAACACUUUAUCGACAAUUCAAAGAACAUCAAGCUCUCCUAGUACAACUUUGACAUCAAAUGUCAUUAGUAGCAACGAAAAUUCUAUAAUAAUUCCUAGUUCUGCCAAAGCAGACACAACAAAUACCCCAACGAAAAGCACUUUCUUAACUUAUCCAAGUGCAUCUCAAGCAACUUCAACUACAGCCAUAUAUACUGCCGUAAAUUAUACGUUACCUGAUUCUUUCAAAACCGAUAGAACUAGUUCAUUAUCCACUGAAGUCUCAGAUCUUAUUUCCUGUCCAACAUACCCGACCAUGACGCAAUGUUUCGACUGUGUUCAAGCCUUGAGGCAAUUCUACCUAAACUUAGAAGACUGUCAAGAAUAUAAAUGUAACACAGAAAUUGAAACAGCUAUUUCUACUAAGAUGACUGGAAAGCUUGAAGCUAGCACUACAUCUAACACUAACACAUUCAGUGCAACAGAAACACCUUCGCUGAUCUCCUCUACGAUUAUUUUCUCCGAUACUACAAAAUCGGGUAUCACUACUACUGUUCCCGCACUCACUACCCAAAAUACUCUUAUAAGUGACGGUUCAAAUUCUGUUACAAUUUCUACUUCUGACAAAACUAACCCAACCAGUACGCCAUUUAUAAAUCAAAGUACUGCCUUAACUAAUCCCAGCACCUCUCGAAUGACCUCUAGCGGUACUUCGAAAACUACAGACACAUCCAAAUCAACUUCUUUCGCCACCCAAUUAAGUGACUCUGAAAAUUCCGAAAGUACUUUUGUAAAAACUAAAAUCACUAGUAGGUUGCCUAUCGAAACUCACACUACUGCAGCUAUAUCUGGAGUAACUUCUAUGACCACCGUCUCUAACUGGCCAACAUCAUAUAGUUCUACAAAAUCCGAAACAUCCAGCUCAUCUUCUGCUUCUUUAAGUACUGUAGGUAUCUCUCCUAAUAGUAAUAAACCUAAAACGGUAUUUAGUACUGCCCAAACUGGUAUUAUCAAUUUCCCACCAACGAGUCAAAUUCCUGAGACAAGUUUUUUGACAACUACCACUAGUAGCAAUGAAAAUUUUCCAACAGUAUCUAAAGCUGAAAAUUUCACUUUGAUUUCUUUUAAAACUGAUUUACCAUCCAAAAUCCAAAGCACUUCCUUCACUACUGAAGAUUCGGCUGGAACAACUGCAAUUUUAGAGUCACUGUCUAGUUCUGCUAAAUCUGAAGCCGCCGGUUUAAUAACGACUACUGAAAGCGUUGUCUCAACUACUAAAAGUACACGGAAAUUUACUUCUACAACUAUCAUUAGUAGUGGUGGUGACUCUACUUCGAUUAUUGGAGACACUUCUGGAACAACUUCCAGCUCAAACACCUCUAGUAGCAGCUCGAGGACUACGAUGGUAUAUAGUUCUGGGAAUUCUGAUACGUUUAGUAUACCAUCCGCCACUCAAAGUGCGAAUUUGAUUACUGAAAUUGCAUCGGUAUCCACAACUUCCUUUGCUAAUGCUGCUAAUUCUGCAGCAGUAUCCUAUUCGAUUUCUGCAAGCACUACGAAUUCCGCAAGUUCUGCAAUAAGCUUGCCGUCUUCAAUAACUCAAACUGCUACAGAUACAUCUAAAUUAAGUUCUCCCACAACUACCAAUGAUAAAACUGCAAAUUCUGAAACAGCAUCUAGUUUUAUCAAAUCGGAGGCGACCAGCUUGCCAAAUGGAAAUCAAUCUGCCACCCCCGCCGCAGAGGACACAUCUAGCUCAACACAUCCGAUAACUAUCACAAGUAGUAUCGACAAUUCUGCACCAGUAUCCAUUUCAAGCUUGCUACCUUCAACUCGCACUGCUUCCACAAUUACUGUAGCUACAUCUAGAUUAACACCUUUAACAAUAAUCUCUAGUAGUAUAGAAAAUUCUCAGACAAUCUCUAGUUCUGUAAAAUAUGAGGAGACAAGUUUGUCAUCUACAACUCACACUGCUACCCCCACUAUCGCAGCUUCAUCUAGAUCAACACCUACUGAAAUAAUAUCUGGUUCCUUAAAAUCUGAGGCGUGGCCAUCUGCCACAUCGACUAUUUCAACCGCCUCAAGUGGUAUCAACAAUUCUACAACGGGAUCUAGUGCCUUAAACUCUGAGACGACCACAUUGUCAUCUACAAUUCGAAGUAAAUCGACUCCUGCAAACACAGCUAGAUUAACAUCAACUGCUUCUGAUAGCACUGCAAAUUCUGAAGUAAUACCUGGUUCCUCGAAACCUACUGCGACUAAUUUGCCAUCUACCACAUCAACUAGUGUUGGUGCAUCUGCAUCAAUUUCUACAAUUGUCGCAAGUAGUAUGGCCAAUUCUGCAACAGAAUCUAGUUCUUUAAAAUCUGAAACGAACAGCUUGCUAUCUACAACUCAAAUCUCAAAUUCUGCAACUGCGAGUACAUCUCAAUUAACUGACACGAGCAGUAUAUAUAGUAGCACAGAAAAUUCCGCAAUAGUAUCUAGUUCAAUAAAAUCUGAGGCAACCACCUUGCAAUCUACAAGUCAAAAUACCUCGGCUACAGCAGGAAAAACUAGAUUCACUGAUACCCCAACUAUAUCAAGUAGUACCGAGAAUUAUGCAACAUAUUUUAGUUCUCUAAAGUCUGAGGAGACGAGAUUGCCAUCCACGACUCAAAAUGCCAACUCCACUACCGCAGCCACAGAAUCUAGUUCAACUGAAACUGGUACCUCGAAUACUGGAGGUACAUCCAGAUUAACUACCACGACAACUAUUAGUAUUGGUAGUACUGAUAGUUCCGCAACGGUAUUUAGUUCUAGUUCUAAAUCCGAUUCGACCAGAUUGGUACCUACAACUCCAACAGCCAUUUCGAAUUCUGCAGGUGCAUCUAGAUUAACUACUACCACAACUAUACCAAAUAGUACUGAGAAUUCCGCAACAGUAUCUAGUUCUGCAAAAUCUGAGUCGACCAAAUUAGUACCUACAACUCCAACAGCCACUUCGAAUAAUGCGGGUUCAUCUAAAUUAACUUUUAAGACAACUAUACCAAGUAGUACUGGGAGUUCCGCAACAGUAUCGAGUUCUGCAAAAUCUGAGUCGACCAGGUUGGUACCUACAAGUCCAACAGCCACUUCGAAUACCGCAGGUGCAUCUAGAUUACCUACUACGACAACUAUACCAAAUAGUACUGGGAGUUCCGCAAAAGUAUCUAGUUCUGCACAAUCUGAGUCGACCAGGUUGGUACCUACAACUCCAACAGCCACUUCGAAUACUGCAGGUGCAUCUAGAUUAACUACUACGAGAGCUAUACCAACUAUACCAAUUAGUACUGGAAGUUUUGAAACAGUAUCUAGUACUGUAAAGUCUGAGGCCACUAGCUUGCCAUCUAUAACACAUGAAGUUGCUUCGACUACUGUUUCUGAUUCUAUUAUAACGUUUUCGUCUUCCACAACUCAAAACGCAAUAGUCACAAGUACCACCACGUUGUCUAGAGGAACAACUACGUCGCCUAUUUUUGAUACCACUAAUGCUUCAGUAGCGACUUCAAGUUUUCCCCAGACGCAAGCGUCAAGAAGUACUACGUCAAGUACAACGCCAUCGACAUCGACGUCAACGACCACACGUACCACAACUUUAAGUUCUACGACGGCGGUUACUCCACCUACAUCCUGCUCGACUGCCAAUGUCAGAUACCCGUCAGCUCGCUGUAACCAAUACUAUGAAUGCGUAAAGGCGGUUGGAUUGUAUUACGUAGUAAACCGCAACUGUGGAUCAGGUCAGGCGUUUAACUCUCAAACUUCUCAAUGUGAAAUCAGCGCUACCUGUACGUAAGCUAGCAAUACAUAUUGAUGAAUGAAUUCCUAUGUGUAUUACAUUAAAACUCGCACAUUUAUAUUGAUAUUGAUUUAUUUGACUUAAAUUUUUAUUAAAUUUAUUGACUUCUUUUUACGGCCUAUAAUAAAUAACCUUCCAAACAUACAUAAAAAAAUAUGGCAAACCUUCACUGGCAAAAAAAAUCCCCAACGCAUUCUUGAGAACCUAUAAAUGAAAAACUUUAUAGGCCUACGCAAAAAUUGAUUUUUAAACUGUUUUGUUUUCAAUAUGUCUAAAGGGUGAGUCAAUAAUGGAAAUAUUUUAACUAUAGUACCCUCACA
Messenger RNA from Cylas formicarius (sweet potato weevil), 4679 nucleotides. RefSeq names its product serine-rich adhesin for platelets-like. The transcript has 6 exons. The coding region runs from base 28 to 4356 and encodes 1442 amino acids. Gene Ontology annotation, molecular function: chitin binding. Gene Ontology annotation, cellular component: extracellular region. The record is from RefSeq and is a predicted model, not a curated record. Lineage: Eukaryota; Metazoa; Arthropoda; Insecta; Coleoptera; Brentidae.